This is a messenger RNA of Aphanomyces astaci, 1651 nucleotides long. RefSeq names its product diphthamide biosynthesis protein 2. The coding region runs from base 28 to 1623 and encodes 531 amino acids. NCBI's taxonomy places the organism in Eukaryota, Oomycota, Saprolegniomycetes, Saprolegniales, Verrucalvaceae. Gene Ontology annotation, molecular function: 2-(3-amino-3-carboxypropyl)histidine synthase activity. The transcript is spliced from 5 exons. Gene Ontology annotation, biological process: protein histidyl modification to diphthamide. The record is from RefSeq and is a predicted model, not a curated record.
UUUCGUUAUUUCACUUCCAUCGAUUGGAUGUUGAAAUUAUCCAAUCGCAACACAAGUUUCCGCGCUUGGACAAACUUGAGAGCGACAACCAUGGCAUCGACGGGGUUCGCGGUCGACGAUGGGUCUCGUAUCAUGCAGCAGUCGGUACACAUCCACGCGCCUUCCGACGAUAUGGCUUCUUCGGCCUUGGCUGUAAAGGCCACCCGGCCCGACGUUGUGACGUACUACAGCAUCCAUAAGACCGUCGAGCACAUUCAGGCGUACGGGUUCCGCCGCAUUGCGCUGCAGUUCCCGGACGCGAUGCUUCCCGAUGCGAUCCAAGUUCAGUUUCAACUUCGUGCGGCUCUUGCUGCGCUGGAGCAUCCAAUUGAACGUAUUUUUGUCCUGGGAGACACAUCCUACGGCAGUUGCUGCGUCGACGAAGUAGCCGCGCACCAUUUGCUUGCCGACUGCAUUGUCCAUUACGGCCGAGCGUGCUUGAGCCCAACUUCUGUCCUCCCUGUCAUUUACGUGUUUGGAAACGUUCCUUGCAACGCCGCCGCGAUCGCGGCCGGAUUCAACGACCUGCUGGCGACCACCGACACUUCAGCCACCCACGUCGUCCUGUACGAACCUUGCUACGAGCAUCAAGCCACCGCAGUUGCCAGUUCGUUGGCCUUGUCCUAUCCCGACCGCGACUUUCUCUGCAGCACCAUGCGCACCAUGUACCACCCAGGCGAUGCAGCGUCCGACGUCGCGGCCUCGUCCACUGUUAUCGGGGGACUGGCCAUCCCGCUGCCACCAUCCCAGACAUUUAGCGCGUCCACGGUGCUUUUGUAUGUGGGCAAGGAGUCUCCGCACUUGACCAACAUUCUCUUGCGUGCCGGCGACACCCCGUGUCUGUCGUACGACCCACAGACUGACGUGGCACGACGAGAGGGCACGUCGAUCAACCGGACGUUGAAUCGCCGGUACUUUCUCGUGCAAAAGGCUAAGGAAGCUCAGAUCAUUGGGAUUCUCAUGGGAACAUUGGGCGUGGCCAACUGCCUCGACGUGGUGCAGUCGUUGCAGGCGCUCAUUGCCAAGAGCGGGCGCAAGUCGUACACGUUUGUGGUGGGUAAAAUCAACGUCCCCAAGCUGUCGAAUUUUGCCGAAAUCGACGCGUUUUGUCUCGUCGCGUGUGCCGAAAACUCGUUGCUGGACAGCACCGAGUUUUUCAAACCGAUCGUGACCCCGUACGAACUGCACUUGGCCCUCACACACGGCGACAGCGAAUGGACGGGGCAAUACAAAGCCGAUUUCCAGGAAGUGCUGCCGUCGCUGGUCACGGCGGUCAAUGAAAUGGAUGAUGAAGGGGAAGCCCCAGACGAACCGUAUUUCUCCCUCGUGACGGGCAAGUACCACCAAGCCAAGGGCCAGCGAGACGGCGGUGGAGGCUCAGAUGAUAGCGACCACGACGGGGACAACUGCACUGCGUUGGUAUCGAAAGCUGGCACUCAGCAAUUGACUACGUUCCGAAGCGAAGCAGGCGAGUUCUUGGCCACACGAGACUAUCGAGGACUGGACCCACGGGUUGGUGAGACUGCGCCGCACGCUGCCGUUCAAGGAAGCAGUGGCAUUGCACGAGGCUACACCCAUGAAUAAGUCGUACAAUAUAUCAUUUUGCAGUUUC